This is a messenger RNA of Erigeron canadensis, 3100 nucleotides long. Its product is annotated as 1,4-alpha-glucan-branching enzyme 1, chloroplastic/amyloplastic-like. Gene Ontology annotation, biological process: glycogen biosynthetic process; starch metabolic process. The transcript is spliced from 23 exons. Gene Ontology annotation, cellular component: cytoplasm. The record is from RefSeq and is a predicted model, not a curated record. Bases 213 to 2768 code for a protein of 851 amino acids. Gene Ontology annotation, molecular function: hydrolase activity, hydrolyzing O-glycosyl compounds; 1,4-alpha-glucan branching enzyme activity; cation binding. NCBI's taxonomy places the organism in Eukaryota, Viridiplantae, Streptophyta, Magnoliopsida, Asterales, Asteraceae.
CCACAGAUAUAUAUAAUAAUAUGUAUCUAAUCCAUCAUCCAUGCAACAGAAGUACACAGUCACACACACAAUCACAUGUUCCUGUUCGUUUUUCACGGUUCUCUUGGCGCCUAGAACUCUGUACCCAAUACUCUCUUUUGCAGAUCUAAGCAAAUCAUUCACUUGAAUCAUACUAAAAAGAAAAAAAUAAAAAAAAAAGUUAGAAAAGAAAAAUGGUGUAUACAACUCUUCAUUCUGGAAUUCGGCUGAAUUCACUUCCAUCAGUAUCUCAUUGUGAUCGAAGAACUGCUUCUAGUUCAAGUUGUUGUACUCAUUUUUCAUUUUUGUUAAAGAAUUACUCAUUUACUACUACUAAUAAAAGGUUUUUAGCUGGAAGGUCCACAUAUGAUCAGUCAGAGUCCCUAUCUUUUAUAGUUUCUGCUACAGAAAAACUGUUUGUUCCUGGUGCUAAAGGUGAUGGUUCUUCAACUGAGCAAUUGGAAGCUCUUGAUGCAGAUACCGAAAUUUUGGCCCAUGAGGAAAGUCUAGAUGAGGUACAACUUGAUGACAUGUCUGAGAAAGAGUAUGUUACUUCACCUGUUUUGGUUGAGGAUAUUACAAUUACAGAGGAAGAACCAAUAGUUUCUUCAAUUGACAUUAGCAAAGAAAGUGAGGUCAUCAGACAACUAUCUAUUCCUUCUCCUGGAGCUGGAAAGAGAAUAUACGAGAUUGACCCACUUUUAGCAAACCAUCGUCAACAUCUAGAGUACCGGUAUUCACAUUACAAGAAAUUACGUGAGUCCAUUGACAAAUAUGAAGGUGGUUUGGAGGCAUUUUCUCGUGGUUAUGAGAAGUUGGGUUUCACUCGCAGUGAGACAGGUAUAACCUACAGGGAAUGGGCACCUGGGGCUAAGUCCGCUUCACUUAUUGGAGAUUUCAAUAACUGGAAUCCAAAUGCUGAUGUUAUGACCCGGAAUGAAUUCGGUGUCUGGGAGAUAUUUUUGCCGAACAAUGCUGAUGAUUCUCCACCUAUUCCUCAUGGUUCUCGAGUGAAGAUUCGUAUGGAUACUCCAACUGGAAUCAAAGACUCAAUUCCUGCUUGGAUCAAGUUUUCAGUUCAGGCUCCCGGUGAGAUUCCUUAUAAUGGAAUAUACUAUGAUCCCCCAGAAGAGGAAAAAUAUGUGUUUCAACAUCCUCGGCCAAGGAAACCAAAAUCUCUCAGGAUUUAUGAAGCACAUGUAGGAAUGAGUAGUACGGAGCCAAUGAUCAACACCUAUGCCAACUUCAGAGAUGAUGUUCUUCCUCGCAUAAAAAAACUUGGUUACAAUGCAGUUCAAAUUAUGGCCAUUCAAGAACACUCAUAUUAUGCUAGUUUCGGGUACCAUGUGACAAAUUUUUUUGCACCUAGCAGUCGUUGUGGGACCCCUGAUGAUCUUAAAUCUAUGAUAGAUAAAGCCCAUGAGUUGGGACUGGUUGUUCUCAUGGAUAUAGUUCACAGCCACUCGUCAAACAAUACUUUAGAUGGUCUAAAUAUGUUUGAUGGGACGGAUAGUCAUUACUUUCACUCUGGAGAACGCGGUUAUCACUGGAUGUGGGAUUCUCGCCUUUUUAACUAUGGACAUUGGGAGGUACUAAGAUAUCUUCUUUCAAAUGCAAGAUGGUGGUUGGAUGAAUAUAAGUUUGAUGGAUUCAGAUUUGAUGGUGUGACUUCAAUGAUGUACACACAUCAUGGUUUAUCGGUUGGGUUUACUGGAAACUAUGAUGAGUAUUUUGGGUUGGCAACAGAUGUUGAUGCGGUAGUUUAUUUAAUGCUGGUUAAUGAUCUCAUUCAUGGGCUCUUCCCCGAAGCCAUCUCUAUUGGUGAAGAUGUGAGUGGAAUGCCAACAUUCUGUAUUCCAGUACAAGAUGGUGGUGUAGGGUUUGAUUAUCGUUUGCAUAUGGCCGUUGCUGAUAAGUGGAUUGAGCUUCUCAAAUUAAGGGAUGAAGACUGGAAAAUGGGUGAUAUUAUUUACACACUUACCAAUCGAAGAUGGUCAGAAAAAUGUGUUUCUUAUGCUGAAAGUCAUGACCAAGCGCUAGUUGGUGAUAAAACUAUCGCAUUUUGGCUUAUGGACAAGGAUAUGUAUGAAUUUAUGGCAAUGGAUAGACCCGCAACUCCUCUUAUAGAUCGCGGCAUAGCAUUACAUAAAAUGAUCAGACUCAUUACAAUGGGAUUGGGCGGAGAAGGAUAUUUAAAUUUCAUGGGAAAUGAGUUUGGGCAUCCUGAGUGGAUUGAUUUUCCAAGAGCUGAUCAAAGUCUUCCUGAUGGGAGAUUUAUACCUGGGAAUGGUAAUAGUUUUGAUAAGUGUAGGCGCAGAUUUGAUCUGGGGGAUGCAGAUUACUUGAGAUAUCAUGGUUUACAAGAAUUUGAUCGGGCGAUGCAGCAUCUUGAAGAAGCUCAUGAUUUUAUGACUUCAGCACACCAGUAUAUUUCACGGAAACACGAAGGAGAGAGAGUAAUUGUAUUUGAAAGAGAAGACUUGGUGUUUGUCUUUAAUUUCCACUGGUAUAAUAGCUAUUCAGACUAUCGCGUGGGUUGUUUACACCCUGGAAAAUAUAAGAUUGCCCUGGACUCUGAUGCUACAUUGUUUGGAGGCUUUGGUAGACUCGACCAUGAAGCUGAAUUUUUUACCUUUGAAGGAAAUCAUGACAACAGGCCACGAUCUUUCAUGGUUUAUGCACCUGCAAGAACCGCAGUUGUCUACAAGCUUGUAACCGAUGAUGUCGAGCCCACCAAUGUCGCCAAGUGACUGCUCUGAGUCUGACACUUGCAAAAAACUAUUAUACAAAACUGUCAUUUCUGGCCAUUGAAGAACGGUACCUAGAGGAACAUAAAAGGAGAAGAAAAACUGGGAGGGAGACUUAUUUGUAAAGUUGGUGCGCUCAAGUCUCGGAUGUUGUAGGAGUUUUGGUAACUUUGUCCUUACUAGCCCUAAUAAAUUGCGAUACAGUGUUCGGGUAGUCCAGAUCUUCUUUGCAAUGUAUAGCUUUAGAGAACAAGUGUUAUUUACACUAACAUUGUAGCUUAUAAUAUAUCUAUAACUAUAUAGUAAAUAAAUAAAUUAAUUUUCUUUAUUGUAAA